AAAUCUCAAGUGUCAUAAUGCCUAUAUACCUACUAAUAUUCUGUUUUUAAAUACUUGCUGAACUUGAUAUCUCCAUUAUGGGUUUUGAUGUAACGAUCUAAAAUGUUCAUUUCUUAGUUCAAUGUGAGAAGUACUUAAUGUUCUAGCUGCUAAAAUCUACUAUGAUGGUCCUUGGAAAGAUUCUCUUCUCAAAAGAGGUUUUUGAGAAGCAGCUUGAAGUUUGGAUCUUUUUAUCUUGUCGUGAAAUCUUUUGCUUUUUGAUGGUUGAAAUGACCGGUAGCUUUGAAUAUGAUAAAGAUAAUAAAGCAACUGUUUUAAUAAUUAAUGUGGUAGGUAGAUUAUCAUGUAGAAUAUCACUUUCUCUUUAGUAAAGUGGAUUGUCACAUCAUAUGAACCAGUGUUGAAUGUGAGUUUCAAUUCUCGGGCAAGUUGCAUGGACUCAUAGCUUUAAGGUGCUAUGUUCCUUUGACUUUUUCAUUUUUCUUGAAAUAUCCGUUCCAAUACAUAUGUGGGCAUGGGCAUGGGCAUGGGCAUGGAGAGAGGAUCCUUUAUGGAGCCUCCAAAUAUAUGGAAAAACUUAAAAAUAUUGAACAUGCUCAUGUAGGAUACAUACUCAUAUUCGACACUCGCACUCGAGUCUGAUUAACAUAACUGGGGAGGGUUUUGUUUUUCUUUCAUCCUUUAUGGGUUAUUCCUUCGCAUCUUUCACUAGGGUAGUGGCUCGUCUUUGGUAGUACUGCGAAUUAAAUGCUUCAUUACACUGCUUAUAGCUUCCGUAGUGGCCAAGUCAUCACCUAGAAUUAAGAUGACACAAUAAACUGACUAUGCCACCACACCAACUGUAUUGGUGUGAGUUUGGGUUUUAUGUAAUCUUUGCGUUGAAGAUGCUUCAAUACUUAUAUUAAGUUCUGCAGUAAGCAAGUUGUAUUUCUGAAACACAGAGCCUAUGGAACCUAAUGGUCAUAGUAGAUUGAGGAGAAGGGAUCAUCUUGUUCAGGAAAAUGGAGAUCCUGAUCUAUCUUGUUCCAUUGAUGAGUUAGAUCCAUGGACUGCAUGGGCAUACAAGCCUCGUACUAUUUCAUUUUUAUUUGUUGGUGCAUGCUUUCUAAUCUGGGCAAGUGGAGCCCUUGAUCCUGAGAGCAACAAAUCUGGUGAUCUUGUCACAUCUGUAAAAAGGGGUGUAUGGGCAAUGAUUGCAGUUUUUCUUACUUAUUGCUUGCUGCAGGCUCCUUCUACGGUCCUUACUCGGCCACAUCCUGCAGUCUGGCGUUUAGUUCAUGGAAUGGCUGUUGUUUACCUUGUUGCACUCACUUUUUUGCUUUUUCAGACACGUGAUGAUGCUAGGCAAUUCAUGAAGUUUCUCCAUCCUGACCUUGGUGUUGAGCUUCCAGAACGAUCCUAUGGUGCUGAUUGUCGCAUUUAUAUUCCUGAAAAUCCCUCUAGCAGAUUUAAGAAUGUUUAUGUAUGGAUCUUCUUGCACAACCUGAAUGCUCUACUUUAUUCCCCUUCUUUUACCUCUUUUUCUUUAGCCCACAUCUUAGGUUGGUGGGGCAAGGCCAUUUUAAUCCGCAAUCAGCCACUUCUCUGGGUCCUCUCAACUGGAUUUGAGUUUAUGGAGCUUACCUUCCGACACAUGCUCCCCAACUUUAAUGAGUGCUGGUGGGACAGCAUUAUUCUUGAUAUUUUUACAUGUAAUUGGUUUGGCAUUUGGGCUGGAGUGCAUACUGUCAGGUACUUUGACGGCAGAACCUAUGAGUGGGUUGGAAUAAGUCGGCAGCCUAACAUUAUUGGCAAAGUGAAACGAACAUUGGGGCAAUUUACGCCAGCCCAGUGGGACAAAGAUGAAUGGCACCCCUUGCUUGGUCCAUGGCGUUUCAUUCAAGUUCUCAGCCUUUGUAUCGUCUUCUUGACAGUAGAACUUAAUACAUUCUUUCUAAAGUUUUGUCUCUGGAUUCCUCCUCGAAACCCUGUGAUUGUCUAUAGGUUGAUUUUGUGGUGGCUAAUAGCAAUACCAACAAUUCGUGAGUACAACUUAUACCUUCAAGACCGUAAACCAGUGAAAAAGGUAGGAGCAUUUUGUUGGCUUUCCCUCGCGAUUUGCAUCAUCGAGCUUCUCAUAUGUAUCAAGUUUGGACAUGGUUUAUACCCGAAGCCGAUGCCACAAUGGUUGGUAGUUUUCUGGUUGUCCAUGGGAUCCACUCUCGUAUUGUUCCUUAUGAUUUGGUCAUGGAAACUGCAGCGGAGUUACCACAAAAAGAGACGAUAAUUUCAAUAUACUAUUCUUUUGGUUACUUGCACCAUUGAUUGGCUGUAAUGUAAAUACUUGUAACUUUUCAUAAAUUGUAAUUCUAGGCUUAGAUAAUAACUAUAGGUACUUCUGUUAUUUUUUGACAAUUUUUGUUGAAAAAAGUUUCUGAACCAAAAUGACCUAUUUCUAAUUAAAUUAAAUAUUUUUUUCUAGAAAGAA
Messenger RNA from Gossypium raimondii (Peruvian cotton), 2467 nucleotides. RefSeq names its product CDP-diacylglycerol--serine O-phosphatidyltransferase 1. Bases 947 to 2266 code for a protein of 439 amino acids. The record is from RefSeq and is a predicted model, not a curated record. Gene Ontology annotation, biological process: phosphatidylserine biosynthetic process. Gene Ontology annotation, molecular function: L-serine-phosphatidylethanolamine phosphatidyltransferase activity. NCBI's taxonomy places the organism in Eukaryota, Viridiplantae, Streptophyta, Magnoliopsida, Malvales, Malvaceae. The transcript has 13 exons.